This is a messenger RNA of Colletotrichum scovillei, 2015 nucleotides long. RefSeq names its product nicotinate nucleotide adenylyltransferase. Gene Ontology annotation, molecular function: nicotinamide-nucleotide adenylyltransferase activity; nicotinate-nucleotide adenylyltransferase activity. The record is from RefSeq and is a predicted model, not a curated record. Bases 713 to 1651 code for a protein of 312 amino acids. NCBI's taxonomy places the organism in Eukaryota, Fungi, Ascomycota, Sordariomycetes, Glomerellales, Glomerellaceae. The transcript has 2 exons. Gene Ontology annotation, biological process: NAD+ biosynthetic process.
CACCAACUGCGACGAAGGCCGUAACGCCGCACUGCCGCAACGCUGUCCCACGCACCCACGCACUUCCCUCUCCCACUUCCAGUCGAAUCUCCCACUUCAUUCCCUCCCCCCCGGCCUUUGCGCUUGUUCAGAACGAAAAGGAGAUAUUUUACCCCCCCAGAGGAAGGACAGUCUCAGUGUCAUUCUUAACCUUAGUCACGCAAUCCCCGUCCGGAACACAGAAACUCCAAAACACACCCCUCAGCAACCAGAAACGUCCUUUUUACCGUCAUCCCAAGAAAAACUUCCAAGAUCACUGUUCAAUUACUCUGACCAACGUCAACAAUUCAACAAAAGGAAACAAAGGUACGUUUUUUAUCGCAUCCCCUAUUUUGUCUACCAUCGCUGCAUGACGUACUUGGCGCAAGGCUGAUCAAUUCCACCUCUUCUUUUUCUUCACAGGCAGAUCCCGUCAUUCUCCGUCCCCCGUCCCCUUCCGCCCGCUGCUGCCUUUGGCCCAGGCACCGACCGAACCGAUAGCCGCAUUCCGAGACACCGAACCCCUCAAGGAACAUCACGGAGCCCUCGCCGACCUUCCCUUAGCUCUCCCCGCCCUAUCCAUAGUCGAUACCCAUUCUCUCCUCUCACAGGACCUCCUACCGUGCAACCUCGUCAUCCGACCGACGACCGACGACAGAGACCCAGCAACCCAAGGGAACAGAACGAAAAGUUGAUGAGAGCUGGUUUUCGGCUUUUCUCACCCCCAGCCUACUACCACCGUCCGCCGACCCCUCCUCUCCGGCGUCUCAGCACGCCGCGCAGCAACAACCCCUUCGCCGCGUCCAUCACCGCCGCCGCCCGCCCGCGAACCCUCACAAUGGUCGCCACUCCGGAGGAAAUCGAGGCCAUGGCACCCCCCGGCUACUCCUUCCCGGAGCACCGCCUCCGCCUCCAGCAAUCCGAACCCGACCGCGAGCCCCUCGUCCUCGUCGCUCCCGGCUCCUACAGCCCCAUCACCUUCCUCCACCUGCGCAUGGCCGUCAUGGCCGCAGACUACGUCCGCUACAACACAAACUUUGAGCUCAUCGGCUCCUACCUCUCCCCCGUCUCCGACGCCUACAAGAAGCGCGGCCUCGCACCCGCCUGCCACCGCCGCCGCAUGUGCGAGAUCGCCGCUGAGCAGACCUCGCGCUUCCUCAUGGUCGACCCCUGGGAGGCCGAGCAGACGGCCUACGUGCCCACCGCCCUCGUCCUCGACCACUUCGAGCACGAGAUCAACGUCAAGCGCGGCGGCUGCAACGGUAAGCGCGUGCGUAUUGCCGUGCUUGCUGGCGCCGACCUGAUUAACACGAUGAGUCAGCCCGGCGUCUGGUCGCCUUCUGAUUUGAGACAUAUCCUGGGCGACUUUGGUGCUUUCGUGCUCGAGAGGGCUGGUGUGAACAUUGACGAGGCACUCGGUAAUCUUAAGGAGUACGAGGACCAGAUCUACUACAUUCCACAAGUCGUUCCCAACGAUGUUUCCAGUACCAAAAUUCGAUUGUUGCUGAGGAGGAAUAUGAGCAUUGACUACCUCAUUCCUGCUGAAGUCAUCAAGUACAUCGACGAGCACGGCCUCUACAACGAAGAUGACACAGCAACGAACGAGAAGGGAAAGGAGAAGGAAGUGCAAUGAGAAUGAUUUUCGAUUUCUUCUAAAACGCUGAACGAAACGUAUUUCGGACAAACGCCCCAUGGGAGUUUGUAGAAGAAGAAAAAGGGGAGAGAGCGAGACAGACAGCUGCGAGAAGCGAGGGACAUGAUCCCAGAUCCAGACGAGACAGAAAGAUUAAAGAGCAAAGAGGAGGAGAAGCAGGGGCCAACUGGCGUGGUUAUCAGCGUUUGGGUUUUAUGAGACGACGGCACAAAGUCUAUCCAUUUCAUUAACUGUUAUUUUUUUUUCAUGGGUUUAAUUAGGUGCAUAGGGCGGGCUUUGUUAAGAAGAGCGAGAUAUCUAUAUCUUGAACUACAGGGACUUCUCCCAAUGAACAAUCAAAGAG